AACAAGGUUUAGUUGCUAUGUAGUACCUUGGUAAGAAGGAACUGUAGCUUGUCAUAUUCAUUGCCUGUAUAACUUAUGACUCUUACACAGUCAACGGUCUUAUCCUGCUUUGCUCUUUAUAGACUCCCGCCUGUCUUUUCCCACACAGCUGCUCUCUGACACUCCAACAUGACAGCAACAAGCUUUCUCUUAUCAUGCCUGCUUUUCAAAGAAGCUCUUGCUCUCACUGGGAGCUUUUGGCAUAUCACAGAUUUGCACUGGGACCCAACAUAUGAAGUGACGGAUAAACCGGAGCUGGUGUGUGCCUCGAGUGGCAAACGGCCCGCUCUGAGCGCCGGUGCAUUUGGAGACUAUGUUUGUGACUCACCAUGGCAACUGAUCAACUCCUCUGUGUAUGCUAUGAAGAGCAUUCUUCCAGACCCAGACUUCAUCAUCUGGACAGGAGAUGACACACCGCAUGUGCCAAAUGAGGAUCUAGGAGAGGAAGCUGUGAUGAACAUUAUCAGCAAUCUUACUCAUAUAAUAACUGAGGUUUUUCCACGCACCAAGGUGUAUUCAGCCCUUGGCAACCAUGAUUAUCAUCCAAAGAACCAGUUUCCUGCAGCCCCAAAUUUUAUCUACAACCGAACAGCAGAACUGUGGAAUCACUGGGUGGAUCUGCAAUCUCAGGAAACGUUUAAAAAAGGUGGAUACUACACUGAAAAGCUACUAAACCGAAAUGGUUACAGGAUGCUGGUCCUUAACACAAACCUAUACUAUGACCAGAACCAAGUGACCCAGAACAUGGAUGACCCAGCGGAUCAGUUUAGCUGGGCGGAUCAAAUUCUCACAGAGGCUGGCACCAACAAAGAGAAGGUGUACAUCAUUGGCCAUGUUCCUCCAGGAUUUUUUGAGAAGAAAAGAAAUAAGUCAUGGUUUUUGCCAAAGUUUAACCGGCGAUACUUGGAUUUAAUUGAAAAGCAUCACUCUGUCAUACUUGGACAGUUCUUUGGUCACCAUCAUACUGACAGCUUCCGCAUGUUCUACAAUAAAAAUCGGUUACCCAUCAGCACCAUGUUUCUCAGUCCAGGUGUCUCACCGUGGGAAACCACACUUCCUGGAGUUGUAAAUGGAGCCAACAACCCUGGGAUUCGUGUCUUUGAAUAUGACACAGAAACACUCUUAGUCAAAGACGUGGUGACAUAUUAUCUGAAUCUGACUCGUGCCAAUGUGGACAGAGGACGUUGGGAAAAAGAGUACCGCCUCACAGAGAGCUUCAGGGUACCUGAUGCCUCCCCGGCCUCCAUGCACCAAACCCUGGAGCUCAUGGCUAAGAAUCAGUGCUACCUGCAGAAGUAUUACGAGUUCAACUCUGUCAGCUACGACCUGACGGACUGCGACAGCGACUGCCGCGUCGACCACGUGUGCGCAGCAAGAGAGGUGGACCUCGACAGAUACGAAGACUGUUUGGUGAAAGAAGGAGCAGCCUCCAUUUUUAGUGGCUGGCAGCUGCUUCUUCCUACAGCUGUCAGCCUGGUGAUGGCCAGCUGGUAACAGUUGUAUAGUAAACAUAGUUUAAAAACUGAAAAGAUUGUUCCACUUUGUGUCUUUUAACUGCAAAAAUUCAGAUAAAAUCCUGACUUUUGUUAGAAAUGUUCUUUGUAGAUCAAACUUUAACCAUAAAUAAAUGUAAAUUUAACAAAUAAACUAAAUUAAAUCAAUAUUUUUGUACU
Oryzias melastigma (Indian medaka) is the source of this 1712-nucleotide messenger RNA. RefSeq names its product sphingomyelin phosphodiesterase acid like 3B (gene smpdl3b). The record is from RefSeq and is a predicted model, not a curated record. The transcript is spliced from 8 exons. Gene Ontology annotation, biological process: sphingomyelin catabolic process. The coding region runs from base 169 to 1533 and encodes 454 amino acids. NCBI's taxonomy places the organism in Eukaryota, Metazoa, Chordata, Actinopteri, Beloniformes, Adrianichthyidae. Gene Ontology annotation, molecular function: sphingomyelin phosphodiesterase activity.